This is a messenger RNA of Nannizzia gypsea CBS 118893, 1299 nucleotides long. Its product is annotated as tRNA-splicing endonuclease subunit SEN2. Gene Ontology annotation, molecular function: tRNA-intron lyase activity; nucleic acid binding. Lineage: Eukaryota; Fungi; Ascomycota; Eurotiomycetes; Onygenales; Arthrodermataceae. The transcript has a single exon. Gene Ontology annotation, cellular component: tRNA-intron endonuclease complex. The record is from RefSeq and is a predicted model, not a curated record. Gene Ontology annotation, biological process: tRNA-type intron splice site recognition and cleavage; tRNA splicing, via endonucleolytic cleavage and ligation. The coding region runs from base 1 to 1299 and encodes 432 amino acids.
AUGGCAUCUUCUACCCCGGAACUGAAGCCUGCUCAACCAGAGAAGGCGGUUCCGCGCAAUGGAGCAGCCAAAGGCCGGCCUCGGCGGCCCAAUUAUAAGCACAUUCACCGGUUUCCUCUACCUAUAACUAUUCACCCAUUGCCCCCUUUAAUACCGCACAACCCCCUCUCACUUCUCAGUAUUGCUCUCUCAUAUCUCACUUUCUAUAUAUCUCCGCCUCAUCCAAUAACAUGUUCUGCUUAUUUUGACGCUUUCACAUCUUCCAUCCAAGUUACAGACCCCAAGACCAUCCGUGUAUUAUGGGAGAUGGGUUUCUUCGGUAAAGGUAGCCUAAGUAGAAGCGAGCCAUCGUGGCUAGAAAGAGAAAAAAAGAGAAGAGGGCUUAUCGGUCAAAGCACAAGCGAAGAAGCAACGGGGAUGAGGCGAGUAGAAAGACGAGAAUUCAAGCUGGAGAGAGCAAGGAGGGAGAAAGAGGCCAUUGCCGAACAGCUCAGAGUCGAGGGAAAGCUUCCUGAUGGGCCGGCAUCAGAUAAAAGCGUUUUGGCUCUAGAUGAUGAAGCUACUUCGGAAAAGAAGACUGCUGAAUGCAGUGCGUCCGCACCAAACGAUGAACCUGCUGGCAAGACAGUCACCAGCCGCAUCAAGUCUGUUCGUUUCUCACCCACUGUGGGAGUGGCAGAUAUAAACGAUAACGUUGAAGUAGAAGAUGAAGAGCACCUUCAGCUCUCUAGUGAAGAUGCGUUCUUCCUUUCAUAUGGCCUUGGAGUUCUCGAGGUAUAUGAUGAUACCCGAAGCACAAUUCUCCAACCUCAAUCACUCCUUGCUUUGCUCCGUCAGCACUCAUACUUCCCACCUCGUGAUCCCUCUGCAGUGCCAGAACCGGACGACCGAUUCAUGAUUUCAUAUGUUGCAUAUCACCACUUCCGCUCCCUCGGCUGGGUUGUUCGAUCCGGAGUCAAGUUCGGUGUCGAUUUGCUCCUCUAUAACAAAGGCCCAGUCUUUUCACAUGCUGAAUUUGCUGUCAACCUUCUCCCGUCCUACAGCCAUCCGUACUGGAAAGAGACUGAAGAGAGACGAAAGUAUGUGGCCGCAAAGUUGAACCAUACGUGGUGGUGGCUUCACUGCGUAAAUCGAGUGCAGGCCCAGGUUAAGAAAAGCUUUGUUAUGUGCUUCGUGGAGAUCCCGCCACCUUCAGCAGACGAUAAAUCUGGUGAACAGGAUAUUGGAGAGCUCUUGAAGAGCUAUCAGGUCCGGGAAUUGGCCAUCAAGCGAUGGGUGCCAAACCGGAGUCGUGAUUGA